Messenger RNA from Myotis myotis, 643 nucleotides. It is a transcript of the gene DNAJC19, whose product is annotated as DnaJ heat shock protein family (Hsp40) member C19. Gene Ontology annotation, biological process: protein import into mitochondrial matrix. Gene Ontology annotation, cellular component: PAM complex, Tim23 associated import motor. The coding region runs from base 191 to 541 and encodes 116 amino acids. Gene Ontology annotation, molecular function: ATPase activator activity. The transcript has 6 exons. Lineage: Eukaryota; Metazoa; Chordata; Mammalia; Chiroptera; Vespertilionidae. The record is from RefSeq and is a predicted model, not a curated record.
CACCUUUUACGACAGUUUUCCGGCCCAGGUCGCGGCGCCACUACCGAGUGUUGCGGGCGCCCGACCGUGGACGUUGGGUCCCCGCUGGCGGCGCCCUCGCUUUCUGGUAGCGGCGGGGAGCUGUGGCCGCGGCCUUUCGGGCUGGGAUGAACCGCGCUCUCGGCGGAGGCAGGGGAGCCGAGCCGGAGCCAUGGCCAGUACAGUGGUAGCCGUGGGACUGACCAUUGCUGCUGCAGGAUUUGCAGGCCGUUAUGUUUUGCAAGCCAUGAAGCAUAUGGAGCCUCAAGUGAAACAAGUUUUUCAAAGUCUACCAAAAUCUGCCUUCAGUGGUGGCUAUUACAGAGGUGGGUUUGAACCCAAAAUGACAAAACGAGAAGCAGCAUUAAUACUAGGUGUAAGCCCUACUGCCAAUAAAGGAAAAAUAAGAGAUGCUCACCGACGAAUUAUGCUUUUAAAUCACCCAGACAAGGGAGGAUCUCCUUAUAUAGCAGCCAAAAUCAAUGAAGCUAAAGAUUUACUAGACGGUCAAGCCAAAAAAUGAAGUAAAUGUAUGGUGAAUUUAAGUUGUUAGUCAUGUAUAUGAAAACAGCUUUUUAUAAUAAAUGUCCUGAAGCUACACAUUUUAAAAAUGAUUUAGCACAAA